GUUCGGACAUUGUUUUAAAAUAAUUCAUCCACCAUUCUUGGCGUCUCCGCACUUCAAAAAAGAGAAUUUCAAUUAAAACAGCAAAGAAUAUUAUUUGAAAUGUUUAUUAAUGGAAAUAGGCAUAAGUUAACGUUUAAACGCCCACACAAUCAUAUUGCCACCAACAACUACAAUAGAACAGCACGUGGUACUGUUAUCAACCAUAUUUGCAUACUCGUGACACUGCUUUUGCUGAUCUUUGUCUUUGCUAUUCGCGAGGCACACUCACGUCGACUGCAGCGCUGCGAAUUAGCAGGUCAACUGUACAUACUGGACAUAGCCAAAGAGGAGUUACCUUUGUGGCUGUGUAUAGCGGAAUUCGAGAGUCGCUUCAACACCGAUGCCAUUGGCUCGCGCAACAUGGAUGGCUCAUUGGACUAUGGCAUCUUUCAAAUAAGUGACAAAUUCUGGUGUAAACCCCAAAAUGAGUCUGCCUUUCAUUUCUACAAUGAGUGCAAUGUGGAUUGUAUCGAACUCAUGCAAGAUGAUAUCACCAAGGCUGUCAAGUGUGCCCAGUAUAUUAAAAAAAAACAGGGAUGGUCUGCAUGGACGGUUUACAACGAAUUCUGCAAUGGCAGCACCAACGUAAUCGAUGACAUUGAAAUUGAACAAUGCUUUAGCUAAGCUUAAAACAAGAGAUGUUUAUUUUUACGUUUAAAGACAAAUUUCUCAAUAUGCAGUUUACUUAAAAAAAAAUUACCAUUUAUCAAUUAAA
Stomoxys calcitrans (stable fly) is the source of this 754-nucleotide messenger RNA. RefSeq names its product lysozyme 1B-like. The coding region runs from base 100 to 663 and encodes 187 amino acids. Lineage: Eukaryota; Metazoa; Arthropoda; Insecta; Diptera; Muscidae. Gene Ontology annotation, molecular function: lysozyme activity. The record is from RefSeq and is a predicted model, not a curated record. The transcript has a single exon.